GACACCCAUCAGCCGUCGCCCACUUUCUAGUUAUUAAAUCAUGGAUAUGGAAUAUUUGUAUGAGGCAUAUGUAGAGUUUGGUGGUGGGUGCGGAACUGGUGCUAACAAAACUCAAAGCGGUGAAGCUAGUGCAUCAAUGGGGAGUAGUAGUAUUGUUACAGAUUAUGAUCCCUUGGAUUUUUUGAGCGAGUUCCAUAAAGAGCAUACAGCAUCAUUGAUGGAUUGUAAGUCGGAGUUAGAACGGUAUUUGUUGGAGAACAUUGAGAUUCCUAUGGGGAGUUUCGAUAUUUUAAUUUGGUGGAAAGUCAACUCCACCAAGUAUCCAGUUCUUGCUCUAAUGGCAAGAGAUAUCUUGGCCAUUCCUAUCACCACCGUUGCAUCUGAGUCAGCAUUUAGUACAAGAGGCCGUGUCCUGGAUCCGUUUAGGAGCUCUUUGGCUCCUAAAACUGUAGAAGCUCUUGUGUGCUCGCAAAAUUGGUUGAAGUCUACUCCCAUAUGCUUGAGUCAAAAUUAUUCUGAAGCCAUUGAUGAUGCAGAGAGCUAUAAGCUAGACUCAGAAUUAGCCAAUUCUAUGGCUAGCAUACUUCGUGAAGAGGAUUGACAAUCUUGUUUCUGGCACAAGUUGAAAAAUGACAUUUUUUGGACCUUUGGUUAUG
Carya illinoinensis is the source of this 656-nucleotide messenger RNA. Its product is annotated as zinc finger BED domain-containing protein RICESLEEPER 1-like. The record is from RefSeq and is a predicted model, not a curated record. Gene Ontology annotation, molecular function: protein dimerization activity. NCBI's taxonomy places the organism in Eukaryota, Viridiplantae, Streptophyta, Magnoliopsida, Fagales, Juglandaceae. Bases 41 to 601 code for a protein of 186 amino acids. The transcript has 5 exons.